Messenger RNA from Rotaria sp. Silwood2, 576 nucleotides. The record is from the annotation of a GenBank genome assembly. Lineage: Eukaryota; Metazoa; Rotifera; Eurotatoria; Philodinida; Philodinidae.
AUGAAUGAUUUUGUCCAUAUAUUUUUCACAGCUUGUGGUAAUAUUUUCUGUGAUACGUGCACAACACAUCGUGCUAUUGUUCCAUUUCUUGAUAACAAAACACUUGAACGUGUUUGUAAUAAUUGUUAUGAUAAACUUCAAUCAUCAACACUUUCAUCAGUAUUUCAAAAUAAUUAUGCACAUACUCAAAAAAAGAAUUCGCCUGAAUGUGAGACAGAUGGUAUUAAUAGUUCAGCAGAUCCAAAUUUAUAUCGUUUUUCCAUGUCAAGACGUGCUGUAGAAGUUGUUACAAAUACUGUUGGACGUGUGGUGUAUGACUAUCCGAUUAAAUAUAUCAAAGAAAGUACACGACCAAAUUAUUGGCGUCCAGAUAGUGAAUGUCAUUCUUGUUUCAUCUGUAAACUACCAUUUAAUACCACCACACAUCUACAUCAUUGUCGAAAAUGUGGUGAAGGUAUUUGUGAUACAUGUUCACCAAAUAAACGUCCUGUACCUGAACGAGAAUGGGAUACACCUGUACGCGUGUGUAAGUUAUGUGAUGAAGAAAUGAAUAAAUCAAAUGGUGAAUACAAAUAA